CUCGAGUAGUGGUCAGUCUAAAUCGCAGCGUCUUCUCGUUCUCACUCAAUUCGGCAGUAAAGUGUAACAAUGAAGCAGCAAGUCGUUCUUUUCCUAGCCUUGGGAGUCGCAGCUUGCCACGCCGCUGGGCUCUCUAUACCGAAUAUACCGGAAAUCGAAGUGCAGGGCAAGAUACAGUUGAACUCGACGGGCAAUAAUCCUGUCAACGCAGUGACGCAGAUCGGAGAGAAAAUCGCCCCUGCCCUGGCGAAGAGUGGCAGUACGGUCGCGGAAAAUAUCCACGAUAAAGGGACAACUAUAACGAGUACCGUAAAGCAACCACUUCAAGUGCUCAGUCUAUGGGAGGCCAUCAAAAAUGCUAUCGAGUGCAUUGUCAAGUCGUUCUCGGCGAAAUUUGCUUCGUUAUUCCACUAACUUCGUCUGUUUCAAUUACCGAAAUCUACUCUCCAACAAGAAAAAGGCAGAUUUUGAAUUUGUGUAUUUGUAAAAAUAAAUCAAAUUGGAUGUUUCAAUAAAAGCAAACGUAACAU
Trichogramma pretiosum is the source of this 530-nucleotide messenger RNA. RefSeq lists its product as uncharacterized. The record is from RefSeq and is a predicted model, not a curated record. The transcript is spliced from 3 exons. The coding region runs from base 70 to 414 and encodes 114 amino acids. Lineage: Eukaryota; Metazoa; Arthropoda; Insecta; Hymenoptera; Trichogrammatidae.